GCCGCUUUUCCACAGACCGCAGUCAAGCGAGCCGGCAGCCGCGAGCUUAACGAGUCACGAGCAGAGCGGCGCACGCCGGGUCCGAGAAGCCCGUUCUGCCCAGCACGCCGCAUAAACGUGACAGCGGAGCGGCGCACGUGACCGGCAGUGGACCAAUCCCGCGCGGAAGGGGCGCAGACGUACGCGCCGACGACCGGCUGCUGCCGAGCACGCGCAGUAGCGGCACCUCUUAUGAAACCUGAAGAGCGCGGCGGAGACGGCAGCGCGUGAGUGCGACACCGCCGCCGAGCCGAGCUGAAGCGAAGUGAAGCGAAGCGAGCGCAACCCGGGCGACGAUGACAUUUCCAGCGGGGAUGACAUAGAAAGCACCCCGGGAAACAGCUCAGAUCAUCAUGGCUCCAAACUCCAUCCACUGGUUCCGGAAGGGUCUGCGUCUCCAUGACAACCCUGCGCUGCGCGAGGCUGUGCGGGGGGCGGCCACCGUGCGCUGCGUCUACUUCCUGGACCCCUGGUUUGCGGGCUCCUCCAACCUCGGGGUCAACAGAUGGAGGUUCCUUUUGCAGUGCCUGGAAGAUCUCGAUGCCAGCCUCCGCAAACUCAAUUCCCGCCUCUUUGUCAUCCGUGGGCAGCCAGCCAACGUUUUCCCCCGUCUCUUCAAGGAGUGGAAGAUCUCACGGCUGACCUUCGAGUAUGACUCCGAGCCCUUUGGUAAAGAGCGGGAUGCAGCCAUCAAGAAGCUAGCCACGGAGGCUGGGGUGGAGGUCAUUGUUAAGAUCUCACACACCCUCUAUGACCUGGACAGGAUCAUCGAGCUGAACGGUGGGCAGCCUCCCCUCACCUACAAGCGCUUCCAGACACUGAUAAGCCGCAUGGACCCCCCAGAGCUACCGGUGGAGCCACUGUCAGAGGCCUUCAUGGGGACCUGCAUCACACCUGUGUCCGAUGACCACGGGGACAAGUAUGGAGUGCCAUCGCUGGAGGAGCUCGGAUUUGAUACAGAAGGCCUUCCGUCAGCAGUGUGGCCGGGAGGCGAGACGGAGGCUCUGACACGCAUAGAGAGGCAUCUGGAGAGGAAGGCAUGGGUUGCCAACUUUGAGAGGCCUCGGAUGAACGCCAAUUCGCUGCUAGCAAGCCCCACUGGGCUGAGUCCCUACCUGCGCUUUGGCUGCCUGUCCUGCCGUCUGUUCUACUUCAAGCUGACUGACCUGUACAGGAAGGUGAAGAAGAACAGCUCUCCUCCACUUUCGCUAUACGGGCAGCUACUGUGGAGGGAGUUUUUCUACACGGCGGCAACCAACAACCCACGCUUCGACAAGAUGGAGGGCAACCCCAUCUGUGUGCGCAUCCCAUGGGACCGGAACCCUGAGGCACUGGCUAAGUGGGCUGAGGCCAAGACGGGCUUCCCAUGGAUUGAUGCCAUCAUGACACAGCUAAGGCAGGAGGGCUGGAUUCAUCAUCUGGCUCGGCAUGCUGUGGCCUGCUUCCUUACCCGAGGAGACCUGUGGAUCAGUUGGGAGGAGGGAAUGAAGGUUUUUGAAGAGCUGUUGCUGGAUGCGGACUGGAGUGUGAACGCAGGCAGCUGGAUGUGGCUGUCCUGUAGCUCUUUCUUCCAGCAGUUCUUCCACUGCUACUGCCCAGUGGGCUUUGGCCGCCGCACCGACCCCAAUGGCGACUUCAUCAGACGAUAUUUACCUGUUCUCCGAGGUUUCCCUGCAAAGUACAUCUACGACCCCUGGAACGCCCCAGACUCUGUGCAGGCAGCUGCCAAGUGCAUCGUCGGUAUCCACUACCCCCGACCCAUGGUCAACCACGCUGAGGCCAGUCGGCUGAAUAUCGAGAGGAUGAAGCAGAUCUACCAGCAACUUUCACGCUACAGGGGACUUGGCCUGUUGGCUUCAGUGCCGUCCAAUGGAAACGGGAAUGGGGGCAUGAUGGCAUAUUCUCCAGGGGAGCAACAGCCUGCAACCACCACAUCUGCCUCUUCUGCAUCCCAUGGAACAGGCACUGCUGGGGGCUCUGUCACCAACGGCAAUGGCAGCGGCAGCAUCCUACUUAACUUUGAUAGAGAGGACCAUCCAGGACCGAGCGGAAUGCAGCAGCAUGGCUACCACACUGCAUCAGACCCAGGGAAAGGCAUGGCACGGCUCUAUCAGGCUUGCAGUUCACAUGAGUUUGCUGUGCCACAACACCCAGGCCGCCUCGGUCACAACGCUGGCAAGAGGGAGCGGGAGUCGGAACGGGAGACUGCGGGGGACACAGAAACACACUCGUCACACAAGGUGCAGCGGCACAGCUCAGAGAAGAGCUAGGAGGGACAACACUGUGUCUUAAUCAUUUUACCUGCUGAAAAGCUGAACGUCAAAGACAAUAACAUCAAGAAGAUCUACUGUUUUAAAAUGUUUUCACCAGAAUACUGUUCAACUUUUUUUUUUUUUUUUUUUUUUUUUUAAAAAGAGUUUGACCCUUAUCUGAAAAUAAUUGGCAAAUAUUGACAAUUGGAAAACUAAUGUUGUUUCGAGACCCCGGGAUUAAAAGGUGAAAAUGUGACUUGGUUAAGCUUUCAGUUUUGGGGUGAAAUGGCCAGGGCUGUUGUAAGAAAUGAACCGUCAGGACAAUAGCUUCCUCCGAGAAGCUGUGCACAGCAAUCCAAACAGAAUCCUGCUCUCAAUGCCCAGUUCUUCAACCUCGGCCUUAAAUGCAGGAGUAAAAUUUGACGGCAGCUGUUUGGGGCGUAAAAUAGAAAACAGGGUACAUCUUUUCAGGCAACUUGGAAAGGAGAGGGCGAGCAGAUAACCUUAAGAGUAGGUGAUCUCAACCUUUUUCAACAUCUACAUGUAUUCCUUUAGAAGGUUCUUCUCUAGUGUCUGUCCAGGUCUGUAAUAUCUGUUUGACUUGCUGGGGUCCUGCUGUCCAGAAUCCCAGAGUGUUUUAUCAAAAGUGAUCACCAGCUCCUACGUUCACCAGCUUGUGUUGCGCCUGAUCCUGUUCCAUUCUUUAAAGGCUAAUACCUGGACAGGUGUCUAGCGUAUGCAUUUUACAAAACGGCAGCUAUUGGUGUGCAGCUCCAUGCAAGGUUUUUUCUUUUUUCCACCCCUUCAUCUGCAUUCCAUAGUGAAAACAGCUUGGAAGAUGAAGUUGUUGCCAUCAGGAUUUCCAUCUGCUUUGAAUAAGAAGUCAUUGAAUGUGACCUCCCAUCAGGGUUGCAUUAGAUAUCUAAUGCCUGUCCACUCACGGUGCAAAGGCUGUUUUUUGUACAUAAAUUUGUUUGUAUAAAAAUUUGUACAUAUAUAUAUUUUAUUACUGUGUUUGUAACUUUGUAAGCUGAUAAAUUUGCAUCUCGUUCUUCAGAAAGAUGUAGGAGUGCAGGUUGGGAUUAAACAACCGUAAAAAUUAGUUUAAAACAUUUCCUCAAAGAUUUCUGCAAGCAGUGGACAGUAUUGUGGAAAGUACUAUUUGACCCCAGUCCAUCCUUCCCUACUCAUAGUGAACAGUGCACAGAGAGGUCUUUUCGCUGUGUUGCCCAUACUAUGGAUACUGUGAAUACACAGCUGGCCAUGUCAAAUCUGAAAGCUGGCUAGGUUUUUCUCUCCUGUAACUUUACAUACAUAGGCAUCCGAUCUAAAGUAUGUGUUUAAAACCAUCCAGAAGUAUCUGCAUGGGCGUUAAACAAAAUAAUGUGGGAAGAUCUUUAAAAAAAAAAACUACGUGGUUCCAAGCGUUGGAGUUAAGAGGUCGAUUUUGGUGGAGAUUACUGUAUUCUGAGUAGUGGUCUGGGACUGACAGUGGCUCCCCCAGGUGGUCACCAAGGGUUAAGAAAAAGCUUUACUUUCAAUUAUUAAGUCUGACUAAAGGUUAUCUGGAAGCAGUUUUCAUUUUACCCCAUCCAAACUUAGUCACACAUUUUCACCUCUUCUUUCCAAAGGGUGUCUUUCGUUUUCUUAGUAAAAUUGUAGAAAAAUCUUGAAUAUUGGAGACGUUGGUAUCGGUAGAAAAACACUAAUGUGUCUUUACAUGUCACUCGGACCUCAGCAAGAUACUUGUGCAUAAAAUGAAUAUUACUGUAGAUGAUAAAGCUGAGCAAUGGACAAGUACAGCAAAAUCCUCUGCAUUUUUAUAACUUUUUAAUAAAACAUAAAAGACAAAAAUGUGGGUUAAGUCAAAGAAAUGCUCAGCCCUUUUAUGCCAUUAGUCAAAAAUGCAUCACUGGGUAAAGUUUGUAUGUUAAUGAAGUCUAUUUUAGCACAACAGCUCUGUUCUGCUUUGUUGCCCUUGACAACAAAAAAAUCAAAACAUUCCUAAUGGUCCAAAUGCUUGUAAAUUAUACCUCACAAGUGGAAUCAAUAGUUGAGAUCCACGCAUGCAUAAGGAAGCUGUACACUGCUUGUAUAGAUUAACAGCAGAACUUCUGACUUUGUAUUUGCUUAAAGAACUGUAUAAGAUUUCUCACUUCCCAGAUUGAAACGGCUCAAUGCCAGUUUUAAAGUGGAACCUGGCUCUGUUCAUAUGCCACCAGGUACUUGUUUUUGUUACAGUUGAUGACUCAUGAACAAUAUGAAAUGGAACAAAGAUAGGCUUCUCAAUCUAGCUUCUUAGAUGUGAAUGUUUUUGUGAAAAUUUAUAAUUGGACGUAGAAUCUAAAUUUAAUCUCAAUUUUUUAAAUAUAAGAUUAUUCACAUUACUUUGCCCUAAUUCUUCAGGAACAGAAAGCCUGGUUUGUUUCGAAUUGUGGUUUCGGAAGGGUUUUGUUUUGGCUGGAACAAGUUGGCAUGUUCUCCUCCUUUUCUUUUUGUACCUUGCAACCUGAGAAGAAAAGAAUUUAAAAAAAAAAAAAAAAAAAAAAGUGACAUGGAUGGCUCACACUGAUGUGCUAUUAUCAUUCUGGCCAAAAUUGCCCCAAUUUUAGUCCCUACCCUCAGAAGUGAACAGCUGGCAAUCCCACCGAAGCCACAGCCAGUGCGGAGAAAAAAAUCACGACCAUCUUGGGUCUUGCCAUCCCCACCCAAAAUAUUUGUAACUGGAAAUCUGCCCGAGACUUAAUCAAAGUAAAUUACUUUUUCCAAAGAGGUAUUACUAACAAGUCAGCAGUAAAGAGUGGUUUACUGAAAAGAUGGCAUUUUUUUCUUGUGUCCACAGAUGUAUUUUUCUCUGCAUUUUGGAGUUUGUACAGCUGUUGGUGUUAGUUGGGGGGAAGGGAAUGUCACAGAAGAAUGUUUUUGAGCUUUUUUUGUAGAGCAAUGCCUGUUGUGUUAAUGAGGCUAUUCAUUGUAGUUGUACUUUUGUUUGCAAUAUAUAAAUAUAAGCCUGCUAGAUUUUUCUUUCUUCUCACUUUCAUUAUAAAUUCUUUGUUUGGAGAAGUAAACACAAAGCAAAUUACUCUAUGUAGAUGUACUGUCUAUUGCUGAUCUAGUUUGUGAAUUGUUGUAUUUGUGCUUAAUCAAAAUGGCAACCCAAAUAAAACCAUUGAAACUUGA
Messenger RNA from Scleropages formosus (Asian bonytongue), 5471 nucleotides. Its product is annotated as cryptochrome-1-like. NCBI's taxonomy places the organism in Eukaryota, Metazoa, Chordata, Actinopteri, Osteoglossiformes, Osteoglossidae. Bases 393 to 2309 code for a protein of 638 amino acids. Gene Ontology annotation, molecular function: FAD binding; DNA binding. Gene Ontology annotation, cellular component: nucleus; cytoplasm. Gene Ontology annotation, biological process: negative regulation of DNA-templated transcription; entrainment of circadian clock by photoperiod; circadian regulation of gene expression. The record is from RefSeq and is a predicted model, not a curated record. The transcript is spliced from 15 exons.